Molecule: messenger RNA, 3785 nt
Organism: Doryrhamphus excisus (bluestripe pipefish)
Lineage: Eukaryota; Metazoa; Chordata; Actinopteri; Syngnathiformes; Syngnathidae
Gene: vat1l
Product: vesicle amine transport 1-like
Molecular function (GO): oxidoreductase activity
Source: RefSeq, a predicted model, not a curated record
CACAUGCAGCAAUUACGACAAGUUCAUGAAAAUGGAAAAUGUUCAAUUAGCUGAAAUGACAAUAAUGAUGUGAUUAUUUGGGGUUUGCGUGGAUGCCGACAUCAGACGGUGAGCUAAGGCGGCGGUUCAGCAUACAGCGCCACUGUUGCAAGCUGCAGCGCACAUCAGUGAGCCUCGAAGAGGCGCGGACACGCAAAAAACCACCCAACACCAAGAACCAGCCGGGUUCCGACAUGGCACAAGAAGGAGCAGAUAUGACGGAGGAAACCGAGUGCAUGAUAGACAGAGACGUUGCGAAGAAGCUGGGAGGCGUAGAAUCUUCCGGGAAUGUUAAAGAGAUGCGGGCGGUUGUGUUGUCAGGCUUUGGGGGGCUCAACAAACUCCGUGUGACAAAGAAGCCAAUGCCGGAGCCACAGCGCGGUGAAGUCAAGAUCCGCGUUAAAGCAUGUGGUUUAAAUUUCCUGGAUUUGAUGGUACGUCAGGGAACUAUUGACUGUCCUCCUAAACCCCCUCUUAUUCCUGGCUUUGAAUGCUGUGGAAUUGUGGAGUCCGUGGGUGAAACUACAAAGAAAUUUGAGAUUGGUGAUAGAGUCAUGGCAUUUGUCAACUACAAUGCCUGGGCAGAAGUUGUCUGCACACCAGAGGAGUUUGUGUACAAAUUGCCAGAUGAAAUGACUUUUGCGGAGGCUGCAGCAUUCGCUCUGAACUUCGUCGCUGCCUACAUGAUGCUCUUUGAGGUGGCCAACCUCCGUGAGGGAAUGUCAGUGCUCGUGCAUUCGGCUGGAGGUUCUGUUGGACAAGCUGUGACUCAGCUGUGCUCCACUCUACCUAACGUCACUGUCUUUGGGGUCGCUUCAAGUUUCAAACACGCCGCCAUCAGGGACUCUGUGACUCAUCUUUUUGACAGAAAUGCUGAUUACAUACAAGAAGUCAAAAAGAUAUCUCCAGAGGGAGUAGACAUAGUGUUGGACUGUCUGUGUGGGGAAAACACAGGGAAAGGUCUCAGUCUGCUGAAGCCUUUGGGAACGUACAUCCUCUAUGGCGCGUCAAACAUGGUAACUGGGGAGACAAAGAGUUUCUUCAGCUUUGCAAAAUCUUGGUGGCAGGUGGAGAAGGUGAACCCUAUUAAACUGUACGAGGAAAACAAAGUCAUGGCAGGAUUCUCGCUCCUCAACCUCCUCUUCAAGCAGGGAAGACCAUCUCUGGUGAAAUCAGUGAUGGACAAACUUUUGUGUCUCUACAACCAAAAAAAGAUAAAGCCAGUGGUGGACUCUCUGUGGGCUUUGGAGGAGGUUAAAGAGGCCAUGCAGCGAAUUCAUGACAGAGGAAAUAUUGGAAAACUCAUUCUGGAUAUGGAGAAGUCGCCUACUCCCUUGAUGGCCAGUGACAGUACUGAGACCAGUGAAGCGGGGGAGGAGGAAGAGGAGCCUGAGGGAGACAAUGACAGCAAAGAGCGCAUGCCUUUUAUCCAUUAGGCCAAACCUGGCAAGCUGCGAGGUUCACCUUGUAGCAUCACGGUGACAGAGUAGUGCAGUCUGUGUGCAUGUCAUGUACUUUUGUAUGUAUUCAUGUUGUUUGUUGUUACUUGCACAUUUUGGAUUUUAUGCAUAAAAAUGCAGCAUCAACUAUGAGAACUGUAUUGUUACAUAUCAUGUUUUUGUUUCACAAUCAUUUGAAACUGAGCUACAUCAAUUAUUACCUCAAUUCAUAGUGACUUCAUAUUUAACUAGGCCCACUAGGCUGCUCUAAUCAUAAAAGCUCAAUUUCAUAACAAAAAUGUUAAAUUCUCCCUGUCCUUAAUGAUGACCGAUGAGAUAUGACACAUUCCCUGUCUCAGUAAAUGCAUAAUGCUUGUAAAUUAUAAGCAACCUUAGCUGCCAAUCCGGGUAUAUUACGCGACACCUUGUGCCUUUAAGUGCUUGAUACUUGAACGUUUUCUCGGUGAACUGUCAUGGCGGUCAUGAGAGGCAAGGGGGGACUUUAUAAUAUGAGUGCAGACCUGCAUAUGAGGGCAUUUGACUUGUGAAUACACUGGUAGGCUUCACUGCUCUCCAUUUUGUUACACUUUGCUGCUUUCAGAUUAAAGCUCGAUCUGUCCAAUACAGAUAAAUAAAUAGAUUUGAUCAGUUUCCUGCGAUUGGCUGGCGACUAGUCCAGGGUGUACCCCGCCUCUCACACAAAGUCAACUGGGAUAGGCUCCAGCAUACCUCCGCAACCCUGGUGAGGUCAAGCAGAAUAGAAAAUGGAUAGAUUAUCAGUUUAUUAAUGGGUGGUGGAACAAUGAACAAAGCAAAAAAAAGAGAUAUUUCUUCAUAAAAUAUGAAGAAAAUAAAUUAAAAUAAACAACUCUUACCAAAAUGUGUUAUAUGUACAGUAUACAAAUACAUCAAUGUUUCUUUGUCACGAUGGCAUGAGCACAGGGGUGGUUUGCAGAAAAUUUACAAGAAAGUUGAAAUCGUUGGAAAACAAAAAAAACCCCAACAACAACAAAAAUGGAAAAAACAGCUGUAUUUUUAUGGGAAUAAAGUCAUAUUCUGUAGAGGAAAGAAGAACAUUUUACAAGUAUAAACUUGUAAUAUUCUGCAUUUUUGUAGCACUGAGUUUAAAUAUUAAAGUUGUAAUAUUAUGAGAAACAAACAAGAGAAAAAGGUUUAAUUUGCAAUAUUAAGUUGGGGAUAAAGUUAGGUAUAUAUAUAGCUAUAUAUAUAUAUAUAUACAUACGUACAUAUGUACGUAUAUAUAUUUUAAUCCCAAUUAAAAAUUGACCGAGAUUACAGCAGGGGGGGAAACAGCAAGAGAAGUUCAGAUGCUUUUUCACCUAUAGGCUAUCACAAAGCUGAAAUGCAGUUUUUUCUUAAAAUAUAUAUACAUUCUUAGCAUAUCUGCAUGUGCUGGCUUACAAAAUAUCAAAGUGACCUUUACAUCUUUUCGUUUUUUAAUAUGUGGCGUUCGGUGAAAAAGGUUUGGAAGCCCUGCACAAGCACAACUUAAUUAGAAUUUGAAACGGUAACAUCUCUUAUCUAUUUCAACACAAACACGAGAAAUGUGAACAAAUCAGAAUGUGUCAAGAGGAGUAGGAUGAUUUCAUCUGUCAGACUGCCAAUUGGGAAGACUUUUUAUGACCUGUCUGAACAAAGUUACUCUAUUUACUUGCUGGUGCCUGAAAACAAGCGUGACCUUAGAGAUUGACUAUUUUCAGAAUGAACAUCCGUGCACUUAGAUGUCAAAAAGAAAUGCUGGACUGUCUAUACUACACCCUGGUGUCUUAUUCAGAUCAGGUAUGUCAUUGUUGUAAUUUGACAUAACUAUCGUAAGACAUAUUUUCUGUCAUUAAAAUCAGCUAACACGGAAAGGAAUAUUGAUUAUUAUCAACAUUGAACAAUAUAUUAGGUAGACACUUCAAAUGCAUAUCAGUAUUGAAUAGAAAUACUUUAUGUAUGUUUGUCAGAGUAGGAAAAAGUGCAUGUUUAUGUGUGUGUACUAGGGAUGCUCCGAUUAGAGUUUUAUGAUGCUGAUUCUUAUCAAUACCGAUCACAUGGAUUGAUGAUACAUUUUUCUAUUUAUUUAUGAUGAGUGCUGUUGGCCAGGGGAGCCAUAUAAAGUAGGGAAAUCUGGACAUAAAAUAAGUAAUUACGAAUAAAAUUAGUAAUUAAUGAAUGUAGGCUGAUCGAUCGGAGCAUCCCAAUUUUGUGCUGAUGUGUUACUCAUAUUGUGUUGAAAAAGAGGAUAACAAAAUUCAUUUGUUUUGUUUGUUUUUUGGAUACAUCCGUGGCCACUAUUUUUGC